AACUGGCAAUAUUUUUAUAAUAAAUCAGUAAAAAUUCUAGCACUACAGUGUUCGGCGAAGGUCGUCUACCAAAUGCCCGCCUUACUCUUCUUAUGCUCUCCAUCAGCUCCAUUGCGAAGCUUACUCCGGCCACAACCUCACCGCCUCGGCCUGCUAGUCUCCCAGCCCGGCUUCCGCUUCCAUUUCGGCCGAAAUAUCGGAAGCCGGAGCACCAUCGAAAGCCAGUGUCGGACGUCCACGCCGAUGGCUGUAAUAUCGCUGGAAAGCGGAGCGCUUUUGCAGGAUGCAGUUGCGUCUGCUGUGGCCUCUGGAGUGGCCCUUGCGCUGCUCCGCUUCUGGGAGGAGAUGGCAAAGAGAGGGGUUUUUGAGCAGAAAAUGAACCGAAAGUUGGUGCAUAUAAGUGUUGGAUUGGUUUUCCUACUUUUUUGGCCUCUAUUCAGUUCUAGCAAUUUGGCACCAUUCCUUGCGGCUCUAGCUCCAGGUGUGAAUGCUAUACGUAUGUUGCUAUUGGGACUAGGAGUUUGGAAAAAUGAUGCCAUAGUCAAGUCAAUGAGCAGACAAGGAGACUACAGGGAGCUUCUAAAGGGGCCGUUAUAUUACGCUUGCACCAUUACAUUGGCUACCACAAUCUUUUGGCGAACAUCUCCCAUUGCAGUAUCCGCAAUCUGCAACUUGUGCGCAGGAGAUGGCUUCGCCGACAUAAUAGGAAGAAUGUUUGGAAAACACAAGUUGCCUUACAAUCCAAGCAAGUCCUUCGCAGGUACCAUUGCCAUGGCGGCUUCAGGAUUCUUAGCAUCUAUCCUGUACAUGCAUUUCUUUGCUUUAUUUGGAUAUAUUGAGGAGAGCUGGAGCUUGGUCUUGGCUUUCUUUAUAGUAUCAGCAGCUUCUGCAAUGGUGGAGUCAUUGCCGAUCAGUUCAGAGCUUGAUGACAACUUAACAGUGCCUUUGACAUCUUUAUGUGUUGGUGCUGCGAUUUUCUGAUCCAGAAUCUAAGGGAAUAAGACUCCAAAUUGGAUUAAUCCUGUGAUUUUCUGGAUGAGUUGGUAAAACUGGUAAGAGGUAGUACAUUUUUUAGCAUUAGAAAUGAAGAAAGGAUUGUUGUGAUUUGUUCAAUGUCCACACCUGUAGCUGGUUUUUUUAAUAUAUAUAUAUAUAUA
Phalaenopsis equestris is the source of this 1157-nucleotide messenger RNA. Its product is annotated as probable phytol kinase 2, chloroplastic. The record is from RefSeq and is a predicted model, not a curated record. NCBI's taxonomy places the organism in Eukaryota, Viridiplantae, Streptophyta, Magnoliopsida, Asparagales, Orchidaceae. Bases 73 to 981 code for a protein of 302 amino acids. The transcript is spliced from 6 exons. Gene Ontology annotation, molecular function: kinase activity.